Messenger RNA from Drosophila virilis, 2795 nucleotides. RefSeq names its product facilitated trehalose transporter Tret1-2 homolog. The record is from RefSeq and is a predicted model, not a curated record. Lineage: Eukaryota; Metazoa; Arthropoda; Insecta; Diptera; Drosophilidae. Gene Ontology annotation, cellular component: membrane. Gene Ontology annotation, molecular function: sugar transmembrane transporter activity. Gene Ontology annotation, biological process: carbohydrate transport; transmembrane transport.
ACGUCUUCAUUUGAUGUUUACAUCUCUUAGACCCUAAAGUAAAACUCAUUCUAUGGCACGCAGUACAUAUGCCGGAACAGGCUAGAUCAGACCACUAUAUUAUCUAGCUGACAUAGUAUCAAAAAGUAGGUCCAUGUAUGAAAAACUUUUUAGUUUAUUAAGAUAUCUUGACUAAACUCGACAUAUAUUAGUUUUAGUAUGCUCCCCAUAUGUAAACACAAUCCUAUCAACAUCGGACCAUUACAUUAUAUAGUUGUCAUAGGAAUAAUCGGUCGAAAAUUAAGUUUUUGUAUGAAAAACUUGUUGUUUAUCAAGAUAUCUUAACCAUACUCUGCAUUAACCAUUUUCCCUCUGCUUCUUAGAUACGAGCAAAACAUUCUGAGCAUUAUGAAAAGGUUCGAUCUGCAAAGGUAUUCAAUCUUCGACGAAGAUAUUUCUCCUUCUUUCUCGUUUUAACCUUUGAACAUCUUCUAUUGUCUAAACACAUCUUCAUUCCUUGUAAUUCCUCUCCACAAGCCUUGUGAUAGAUACGUUCCUUAGUUGCCUUCCAUAGAAAAUUGAUGGGUGUAAAAGAAAAGUAUCCAAGUAACAGAAUGCAUCUCUUGAAAAUAGUUUCGGUUAGUUACCCGUAGUUAAUUAGUUAAUCUCGAAUCACAAAUGCGCGGUCGUAAACUCACUUAUCUUUUGGCAUGUUUAUUACACUUAGUUUAACAUUGCUUGUGUUUGCUCAACUUAUGUUCAUUCUUGAACAGGUAUAUAGUAAAUUGUACUUCAGUUAUCAAUUACCCCCGUCGAAGAGGAGGGCCAUCGACGGCACGUUGUGUUGCCCUCAGCCAAUGCAACGAGAUUUCAAGCCAAGAAAUGGUUGGCCAGUUUGAUACUAGCAGUGGCACUGAACAGAACAAACCAAUGGCGCAGGCAAAAGUGAUCCCACAAUAUAUUGCCGGUCUGUCCGCAGCGUUUGGAGCCUUCUGUAUGGGCGCCAGCAUGGGCUGGUCAGCGCCUGUAGAAAGAAUGCUGACGGAGGAGGAAGCUUACGGGUUUCCAGUGUCCAGCGAUCAAUUUGGCUGGCUCUCCUCUCUUCUUACCCUGGGCGCGACUGUCGUUUGCAUACCAGCCGGAUUUAUUAUUGACUGGAUUGGCCGUAGACCGACGAUGUUGGCUCUGAUACCACCUUACAUGGUGGGCUGGAUUCUGAUGAUCUUUGGCCAGAAUGUGAUGAUGCUCUACUUUGGACGUUUCAUUCUGGGCGUUUGCGGUGGUGCCUUCUGUGUGACUGCCUCCAUGUACACCACGGAGGUAUCUACCGUGGCCAAACGUGGAACGAUGGGAAGUUUUUUCGAGCUCAACACAGUCUCGGGAUUGCUGUAUGGCUACAUUGUGGGCGGUUACCUUCCGCUGUUGACCAUCAAUAUACUCUGCGCCAUAUUACCUCUAAUAUUUGCCGCGGUGCACUUCUUUAUGCCGGAGUCGCCAGUUUAUUUGGUCAUGAAAGGCCGCCCUGAGGAUGCAACCAAAUCUCUGCUCUGGCUGCGUGGCAAGGACUGCGAUGUUAGCUACGAGCUCAAGGAAAUUCUCGAGGAGAGAACCAAGAAUGCGGAUGAGCCCAAGGUCAGCAUCUUAAAGAUGUUGCGACGUCCCAUAACCCUCAAAGGAAUCGGCAUUGCGGUGAUGCUGCAGAUUCUGCAACAGUGGACAGGUGUUAAUGCCAUUAUGUUUUAUUCCACAUCCAUUUUCGAGGACGUUGGUGCAAGCCUCAGCGGUCGCAUCUGCACCAUUCUGAUCGGUGCUACCCAACUGGUUAUGACUCUCGUGGCAACGUUGAUAGUCGACAAGGUUGGACGACGCAUUCUUCUGCUCGUGUCUGCCUUCUUCAUGGCCAUUACGACCUGCCUGAUGGGCGUGUACUUUCAAAUGAAGGAAAGCGACGAGGCUUCGGUGGCGUCUCUGGGAUGGCUGCCCAUUACAAGUACACUCGUCUUCAUUGUGGCCAGCUCCAUUGGCUUUGGGCCUGUGCCCUGGCUAAUUAUGGCCGAGCUUUUUACUGAGGACGUCAAGAGUAUAGCUGGCUCAAUUGCGGGCACCAUAAACUGGUUCUCCGCAUUUUUGGUAACAAAACUCUUUCCGCUAUUAAAUAAUAGUAUUGGAUCGGCGCCAACAUUUUGGAUUUUUUCCGGCAUCGGUUUCUUCGCUUUUGUAUGGACCUUGAUCUGGGUGCCGGAGACAAAGGGGAAAACGCUUCUCGAGAUUCAGCAUCUGCUAGCUGGCGGCCGCAAAAGUAAUCCAAUAAGCCAACAAGUAAUUUCAAGCGCCUGUGUUAACAGUGAAGUAUCUAGUUUUACCGAUAGAAAAGAUCAAGGACUUUAUAGUCAUUCCGCAGGGGUAAAAAAAUGUUAAGUCCAGAUAAAACAAUAUUAAUAACGCUGAAAUUCUUGACUUAAGUCAUUUGAGCAGCAGGUUUGCUUGACUUAAGUCUGAUGGCUAGCAAACUAGAACAAGUGAAUCUCCGAAAAGCAGCAGAGGCUAUUUCAACAUUGUCGGGGUACGCCGGGUGAUAGGCUGAUUGGCUCAUUUAACAAUAAGAGAGUGUUUAUCCUGAGUGACUGACUGAAAGUGAACCUACAAAAGUUUCCUGUUUGGUCGAAAGUGAACGCCAAGACUCUCAGCCAUACACAUACAUGUACAUAAUUGUGCUUUGCAAGCGCGACGUCACGAGCCUGUGUGGCUUAAGUCUUUGGGCGGAGGAAUAUCAAGCGAGCAGUCCCUGGUUCAAAUCCAGCGGGGUCGUCAAUUUU